This is a messenger RNA of Echinococcus granulosus, 1212 nucleotides long. RefSeq names its product Putative transcription factor SOX-14. The record is from RefSeq and is a predicted model, not a curated record. Bases 1 to 1212 code for a protein of 403 amino acids. Gene Ontology annotation, molecular function: DNA-binding transcription factor activity, RNA polymerase II-specific; RNA polymerase II cis-regulatory region sequence-specific DNA binding. Lineage: Eukaryota; Metazoa; Platyhelminthes; Cestoda; Cyclophyllidea; Taeniidae. The transcript has 2 exons. Gene Ontology annotation, biological process: cell differentiation; regulation of DNA-templated transcription; anatomical structure morphogenesis.
AUGUGGAUGGUGGAGUGUGCUGAGUGUCCUCCUGCCCAAGGCGGUCUCCAUGCCUGGAUCCGUCAUCUGACGGACUUCCAUGCCCUACCCACCGAGUGGCCAAGCGACAGGGCACUCCGAUUGACAGGUGCUGCUGCUGCCAAACCCUACACCACCAUCACAGAGUCUAAGAAGCGCCGACGGAAGGACUCUGUGCCGCGUCCCCUCAAUAGUUUCAUGCUCUUCGCCCAGCACAUCCGCCGAAACGUUCUUCGAGUGCACAAUGAGGCGUCGAAUUCGGUAUUAAGCCAGCAACUUGGAAUCGUUUGGCGUUCAGUUCCACGGGCCAUCAAGAAUUGUUACGACGAGGAGGCCGCGAAACUAGUGAAGAUCCAUCAACUUGAGUUUCCAAACUACAAAUACCAGCCGAAAAAACGUGGUUCCUUGAACGAAACUGUGGUGACAACCAACACUUCUACAUCGAGUGCCCUUCCCACGGCGCAAACCAGUCCAGCCGUGGUCCAGAAUAUGCCUGUUUCUAGGGGUUACUCUCCGGAGUCGUGGCGUCUAGUCGACUCUGCUUACUCGUCUAGAAAGAACAGUUCCGCUUCUUCAUCAUCGUCUUCAUCACCGCAGGUUACGGAUCUGUCCUCCACCCCGGUAAAACAAGCGCUUCAGCCUUUCCGUGGGGUCAUUUUCGACGAGCAACAGCGUCCGCAUGUUCGUCAACGCUAUGCAUCUGCCACCAACCACCCUUCCUCCAUGCUUACGCCGACUAUAAUGCUUCAGCAACCCCGUCCAACGUCAUGUUUGCUAAACCCGGGAACACGGGUCUUGAAAAGGGAACACGAAACCUUUGAUGAACAGACCCAAACCCUCUAUACCAGCAUAAACUCGUCUACCAGUCCGAAACGUCGUUCCACCUUCCUGGAGAGUGAAUCGAGUGCAUUGUCGUUGCCAGAAUUGUUUAAUACUCCACGGGAAGCCCUGUUGUUAAGUGGUGGUCGUGGAAAUGAGGAGGAGGAAGACUUCUCCUACUUCGAGAGCGCUACAGAGUCAGAGUCCAUUCUGUCGGAAGAGAACUUGAUGUUUGACGACUCCUCGUCUAUGAUGGAUUUAGCCGACUUUUUACCGGGUGCUGAAGAGCUGAUACUCGGUGUGGAGCCUCUGGCCUCUGGCACGCUGUCACCAGACCUUGAGAUGUUGGACAAGAACGAGCUUCUAAAGCUCUAG